AUGGCUAAUUUUUCCAUAGAAAUCGACUCCGAUUCUCAGUUCAGUUAUCCGACAGUACUCCCUGGUGUGCGCAGACGACUCGACGAUGAACUUGACGCUAAUGGAAUUCCAUGGAUGCGAGUGUCGCGUGAAGGUUAUCUACCCAUCGAUCCGAUACAAGACGUGAAAGCACAAAAUGUGAUGGAUAUUCGAGAAACCGGUGAAUUCAUACAGAACAUACCUUCAAAUAGAUAUAAAAAGCUAAAGCCUCUAUGGUUAUAUGCGGAAAUAUGGGAGCAUCACGUCGGUAGAGGAGAAGUAACUAAUGUCUCGGAUAGCUUAAGUAAUUUAAUUAAAGGAAGAGGCAUUUAUGACAAUCGAAAUUCACGAAAUUCGGGUAACGAUGACUGUGGUCAUAUUGUUGCCGCAUCUUUAGGUGGCAAAAUGGUAGACAUAAACCUGUUCCCACAAAACCAGUGUCUUAAUCGUGGAUGGAAAGACAACUACUCUAUUUGGCGCUUGAUCGAAGCGUGCAUAAAACUGUGGGUUACUGGAAUACCAGAGAAAUACCGCCCAAGAGUCAAAUUUCAAAUGUUGCUCUACUACAACAACCCGAAGUAUCCUGACCGUCCUGAUCAGUUUAAGUACAUGGUUCAGUUUCUAAUGGAUGACGAUUCGAGUAGCGACGAAGACAAUGACGACGACGAAAAAAUAUACUUGUCACAUGUAUUGUAUAACAUUGCAGAAAUCUCUUUGCAGUGUAGGAACAAAGAAGCAGAAACAUUAAAAGCGAGAAUUAAGACGAUGAUUGUCCAAAUGUCAUACAGAUGCAAAGCGAACGUUGCUGAGUUUCUCCGGGAAUUGUCUGAAAUAAUUCCAAAAAUAGAGCAUCCAAGAUCACAGCCUUUCUCAGGUACGCCGACGGUAUCACCUACACCUGUUCGUGAUAGAAAAAUAUCUGUUUGGGAUUUUGUACCGGUGCUGGGUUCCGUGAAAACGAUAGCUGAAGGAUGCGAAGACGUAGCCGAUGGAAACGUCGGCAGUGCAGCAGCAAACUUCAUAAUUGGCAGCAUUAGUUUGGGACUUGAUGUAUUGACGGUGGGAUCGUGUUCUACCGCAAUGAGAGGCAUCGGAAAAAUGGUCGCAAAGGAAACAGCAAAAGGAGCAGCGCGAACAGCGACAACGAAAUUAAUUGAGAAAACAGGCGAAGCUGCAGUGAAAACCGUUGCGUCUUAUACUGCUUCCAGUGUGUUAAAAGCUGCAAACAGUGAUAGCCAAUCUUGA
Rotaria socialis is the source of this 1263-nucleotide messenger RNA. The record is from the annotation of a GenBank genome assembly. Lineage: Eukaryota; Metazoa; Rotifera; Eurotatoria; Philodinida; Philodinidae.